GGGAGUAUUUUUUUUUUUGCAGCGACUGUUAACAGUUUCAUAAUGUUUUUUUAUUUAAUCCCUUGACCAAUAUUACACCUUCCCCAAAAUUGAUUGAACCGAAAAAUCGUAACCCGAAAUUGAAACUAAAAACAAAUGUUCCCAGCAAAAAAAAACCCUAAAUUCUUCGAUUGGAGAAGAGUCACAAGAAUGCAAUUCAAUAAAGGAUGUUCUAGAGUUCAAAACUAUAUCAACUGUACGUCGUUCAGAUCGAUGCAGUGUGGAUUCAGCAACAAGAAAUGCAGGAAAACGAAGCAGUACAUUCAUGGAGAUAUAUAGACGAUUGGAUUCACUGGAUCGAGAAUUGCAUUCCAUGGAUCAGAGUUUGAAGAAGGUCAUCGAAGGGGAAAUAAACAUAGAGUGGACGAUCGUUUCUCCUCGAUCGAAACUGGAGUUCUUGGUUCAAUCAUUUCCACUAGCUGCAUCGAACCAAUCGAUGGGAGAAUCACGCUUGAAUCAUCGAAAUCAGGUCAAGGGUCGAUUUCCACAAGAAGCGAUUCUGAAGAAAGAAACGAUUCCAAGCGAGAAAUAUGUUGUUCAUGAGAAAAAAUUGAAGCAUGUAAGAAGAAAGACUCCGAUGCAAUCAAUUCAAAAAGCAGAAUCAAGGCAGAGCAAGGAUUCGAUCUUGGUGACAGAACUGAGCCAACAAAAGGAAUUGCUUCAGGACAAGCAAUCUAGCAGGGAGAUGGCUGUAAUUGCAGAGAAUUUUGGUAGCUAGGAGUUCUUUGUUAUCAGUGUUAGGGCAGAGAACACAUGUCUUGAUUGUAUCAGCAAUUGACAAGUGUCAUCGCUAAACACAUUGCACACCAACUGUUUGAUCACAUCUCUCUAGGCAUAACAAGUAAAAAGAAAUGGCGGGACUAUCCUAAGGAUUGGAAAUUCAAGUUCAAACAUCAACUCAUUGCCCGAAUGGACAAUAAGUACAUUAGUUAUUGUUCUAGUGCUAAAGUAUGCUUCAAAUGAUAAGGGAACAACUUUUAAGUAUUGGAGAAGGAUGAGACAGACGCUUAUGUUAAGGUUUCUAUGUAAAUUGAGGUUGAGAUAGGAUCCCAAGGGCCUGAGACAGCUUAUUUUUGGUGAUUUGAAAUCCCCACAUGAGGCACAAGUGGAAAUCUAAGCAACUAGGAGCAGUUUUUGACCUCAAAACAAAUCAUUCAUAUGAAUUGGAUGUUGUUUACAAGCCUGCAAUUGAGAGUAAAGAUACUGAUGUUAUGUUUCAGUUUGUGCAAGACUUCAAAUUUGCAAGGUCUACAUUGUGUGGUUAGAUCUGCUAAUAUAUACAACACCUCAGUUGAAGGAUGACCUUAUAACGAUUUGUGGAAUUCAAAGGGAAAAACAUUGUGUUAAACAUGUGCUUGAACAAACGGUUCUUAUGUGUGGGCACUGUUGGAAGGAAAAGGCUGAGAAGUUGCAGGCAGUAUUAUUCCUUUGAUGUUGGAUUUGAUGAAAUUUCAGUCUACCAAAGGGAUUGGUAUAUCAAGAUUACUUUCUGGGCCUAUAGCUGAAGAUAAUGGAAAUGAUAGUCAAACUGAAAGUACUGAUGCAACAGCAGUAGCAAGGACUUCAUAGGCUUCUGAGUUGGAUCAAAAAUGGGCAGAGACGAUUUUGUGGUUGUUACGAUUGUCUUCAGAUAGGAUGACAAUUAACUUUUGUUUCAUCAAACGUGCCACAACCCUCAACUAGUGUGUACAAGGUAUAGAAGGGAGCAACUCAUAGACGGGGAAGAGGAGCUAGUCGUGGUGGAGGAAGAGGAGUAGGGGGUGGUGAAGGAAGAGGACAAAGACAAUACCUGCUGGUGUUUCAUUAAGCCCAUGUGGCGUCUCCGUCCUCCACCAUCGUUAGUUUCUACGACUUCGGUUUUUCGGGUCGGUUAGUUCGGUUAUCGGUUAACCAAAAAAAUAGAAGGAUGCCGAAAUUUUCCCCUCUUUCUUCUAGGAUUUGAUUUCCUAUCCUUCAGAUUCAACGUAUUCCAGUUUUGUACCUCAUUAUUAUUCUCUUGAUCUUCGUCACUGUUUUCUCUGAAUUAUGGUACUCGUUCUUUUUGUGCAUUAAUUUGAGAUUUCUUAUAUAGAAA
Messenger RNA from Arabidopsis lyrata subsp. lyrata, 2113 nucleotides. RefSeq lists its product as uncharacterized. The transcript has 2 exons. The record is from RefSeq and is a predicted model, not a curated record. Bases 305 to 757 code for a protein of 150 amino acids. Lineage: Eukaryota; Viridiplantae; Streptophyta; Magnoliopsida; Brassicales; Brassicaceae.